AUGGAAAACGAAGUUCUCUACUUAAUCUACGGCUGCAAUACAUCGGUCAUGCCCUUGAGACCUUACAAUCUUUUCAGCUGCAAUUCGAGUGGUGAUAAUUUUAACAAUGCUUUCUAUUUAAUCGGGCCGGUGCCAAAUGACCCUAUAUUGAGGAUCAUAUACUGUAAUGUGAGUAUUUCUGUUCCAAUUUUGAGGGCUGCGGGUGAUAGGCUAAAUGGAUUGAAUAUCAGCCUUGAGGAGGCCUUAAUGCAGGGUUUCAGUGUGAAUUAUAGCGAUCCAUAUGAGAGUAACUGUUCUGAGUGUAGUAGAUUUGGCGGUCAAUGCGGGUUUGAUUCGGGUUUAAGUCAACCCGUCUGUAUUUGUGGCGAUAGGCCUUGUCCCUUUGCUUUGACACCUCCUCGAAAUGAUUCAGUACCUUCAAAAGAUUUGGUGGUCAAUGCGGGUUUUGAUUCGGGUUUAGGUCAACCCGUUUGUAUUUGUGGUUAUAGGACUUGUCCCUUUGCAUUGACACCUCCUCGAAAUGAUUCAGUACCUUCACAAGGGGAAUAUGCAACCUGUGGUGCUCCAUAUCGAUGUGGCGACAUCCAAAACAUAACUUAUCCUUUCUGGGGAGGGAGUAGGCCGGAAUAUUGCGGUUUUUCAGGCUUCCAGUUGAAUUGCCAAGGCGGUGUCGCGUUACUUAAUAUCUUGUCAAUCCAAUACCGUGUCCUGGAAAUCAAUAACACCACAUGGAGUCCAUGGACUCUCAAGGUUGCUAGAGAGGAUUUACGGACCACCGCUUGUCCCAGAUUUCUUUAUAACACAACCCUAGAUUUAAACCUCUUUAAGCCUUCUCCUGAUUACAGUAACGUUACUAUAUACUACGGUUGCUCACUUAACGGACAGCCUACACAGCUCGUUAACCAGUUCAGUUGCAAUGUGAAUGGCACCAAUACUGAUAGUUUCUACGUGAUAGAGGAUUCUUCUGCCUCUAGGAAUACUAUCAGAUGUAACAAUAGUAUAUAUGUUCCCAUCAAUCGGACUUAUCAGAGUUUGUUUGCACUUCCAACUGCCUCAGUUACUCGUCUUCUUCAGGAUGCUUUUGUCAGUGGGUUCUCGUUGCGGUGGGAGGCGAAUAAUAGGAUUUGCCAGAAUUGCGUCGGGUCAGGUGGGCUGUGCGGGACUAAUCGGGAUGGCUCAUUUGCUUGUUACUGUGCUAAUAGAACUUCUGCAUUAACUUGCAACGAUGCUCCAACAGGGAACGGUACGUGA
Messenger RNA from Fraxinus pennsylvanica, 1251 nucleotides. Lineage: Eukaryota; Viridiplantae; Streptophyta; Magnoliopsida; Lamiales; Oleaceae. The record is from the annotation of a GenBank genome assembly.